Messenger RNA from Uloborus diversus, 1311 nucleotides. Its product is annotated as zinc finger protein 431-like. The coding region runs from base 1 to 1311 and encodes 436 amino acids. The record is from RefSeq and is a predicted model, not a curated record. The transcript has 6 exons. Lineage: Eukaryota; Metazoa; Arthropoda; Arachnida; Araneae; Uloboridae.
AUGAGCAAACGUAAGUAUAUAUCGCUCGAAGAUGCAGUGAAAUAUGUCACUUUAUCGGAUGAUGGACUAGUUGACGAUGAUGACAGUGACAGGGACAGUUGCAACUUGAGCGACAGGGAGAUCAACAACGAAGAGACUAAUUUCACCAACCCUGAGCCUGUUCAUGUACACCUUCAUUAUAUGCUGUAUUACGGUUCUGUUGAUUGCCUCGAGAACAUCAAAUCCGUCUCUGCAAGAAUCGGCAGUCAGCUGAAAAGACACAACAGAGUCCACACCGGCGAAAAGCCUUACGUGUGUGCAUCUUGUUCAAAGGGUUUCUCUCAAGCUGCAAAUUUAAGAAAGCACAUAAGAGUCCACACCGGCGAAAAGCCAUACUCCUGCGGGUACUGCCUAUCAACAUUUACGCAAGCUUCACACUUACAGAAACACAUAAAAGUUCACACCGGCGAAAAGCCUUUUUCGUGCAGUUACUGUCUUAAAGCAUUCUCUCAAGCUUCGUACGUGAAGAAACACAUGAGGGUCCACACUGGAGAAGAAAAGACAUAUUCGUGCGACUACUGCCCGAAGGCGUUUUACGAUUUGUACCAAUUAAACGCACAUAAUAAAGUGCAUACCGGCAGAAAAGGUGCCGGUUGCUCGGAGACAGUAUCCAACUCCAAGUCGCAUACGAGUCUGUCUCCCGGCGAUACGUUUUCGUGCGAUCAUUGCUCCAAGGAAUUCAAAACAGUUUCACGUUUGAAGAGACAUAUCAACCUCAAUCAUGGUUUGAAGCCGUACGCCUGUGAAUUCUGUUCAAAGUCUUUUUCUUUCACUUCGAUCCUGGAGAGACACAGGAGAAGUCACACCGGGGAGAAGCCGUACGCUUGCGUUCAUGUGAGAGUCCAUACUGGCGAAAAACCCUACUCAUGCGACUAUUGUUCAAAAGCAUUUUCCAGAGCUUUGUAUUUAAAGGUUCAUGUGAGAGUCCAUACUGGCGGAAAACCCUACUCAUGCGACUAUUGUUCAAAAGCAUUUUCCAGAGCUUUGUAUUUAAAGGUUCAUGUGAGAGUUCAUACUGGCGAACGGUUGCAUUCGUGUGAAAGAUGUUCAAAGACUUUUUACUUAAAGAGACAUACAAUUGGCCACACUGGCAAAAAGCCUUUUUCGUGCGAGCAUUGCUCGAAGGCAUUUCCUACAAAGUCUGAGUUAAAGAAACAUACAAGAGUCCAUACCGGCGAAAAGCCAUUUGCGUGUGAUUAUUGUUUAAAGGCAUUUUCUCAAAAAUCAAUACUACAAACACAUAUGAAAGUCCAUACUGAGGAUACGGAAUGA